Molecule: messenger RNA, 477 nt
Organism: Panicum hallii
Lineage: Eukaryota; Viridiplantae; Streptophyta; Magnoliopsida; Poales; Poaceae
Exons: 1
Coding region: 1-477 (158 amino acids)
Source: RefSeq, a predicted model, not a curated record
AUGGCGGGAAUGGAGCUACCAGUUGACGAGGUUGAUAUCGCUCUGUUUGCUUCAGCAACGAGAGUAACAGUCAACAAUGGCCGGACAGCAAGGUUCUGGUGGUCAAGUUGGUUGAAUGGAAACACCCCGGCUCUGCUCUUUCCGUUGCUUUUCAAGCACAGCAAAAGGAAAAACAGAACAGUAGCCGAGGCAAUGUUGGAAGAACAAUGGAUACAGGACAUUUCACAUGAUCUGACCGUUCAUCUCUUGGAUGAGUUUGUCCGUAUGUGGGGGCUGAUUGAUGAAGUCAACUUUGAUGCAAACAACCUAGAAUCAGACACAAUAAUUUGGACAAGAACUGCAUCGGGAGAGUACUCCGCAAAAUCGGCUUAUGACAUGCAGUUUGAGGGCGGGCUGCUGUCUUUGUUCCCAAAGAUGGUCUGGAAGGUGCAAGUUUUUUAUGUGGCUUAUGUUACAGAACAGGGUGUGGACAGCUGA